AUGGCGUGGGACCAUUUAGAUGUCGAUAAGCCGCAUCUGGCUUACAUGAUCCUGGGUGGUUUCACCGGCCUGUUCAUGCUGUGCUCCCUCUUCGUCAAGGAGAAGCUUUAUAUCGGCGAAGCUACUGUCGCUACACUAUGCGGUAUUAUCUUCGGACCACAUGCUGCCAAUCUAUUCGACCCCUCCACAUGGGGAAAUGUCGAUAAAAUCACUCUCGAAUGCUCGCGCAUUGUCCUCGUCGUUCAAUGUUUCGCCGUUGGAGUCGAGUUGCCCAAGGCGUACAUGGAACGUCAUUGGAGAUCCGUGGUAUUUCUGCUUCUCCCUGUCAUGACCUGGGGAUGGCUGGUGACGAGCUUGUUUAUCUGGUGGAUGAUCCCCCCACUAACCUGGCUCGAGAGUCUGGUAUGCGCCGCCUGCGUCACAGCCACCGAUCCCGUCUUGGCAUCAUCCGUCGUCGGUAAGGGAAAAUUCGCCAAACGAGUCCCAAAACAUUUGCGUGAUAUCUUGUCUGCUGAGUCAGGUUGUAACGAUGGCAUGGCAUUCCCGUUCAUCUAUCUUUCAUUCUACAUUUGGAAGUUACGACCCGAUGUCAACGAGGUGUCGCUCAAUUGGUUCUGCAUCACCAUUCUCUACGAGUGCAUCUUUGGUGCUAUCUUUGGAUUCCUCAUUGGUUAUCUCGCUCGUCACGCUAUCAAGUUUGCUGAACGAAAGGGCUUGAUCGACCGGGAGAGUUUCCUUGUGUUUUACUUCGUCCUGGCAGUGUUCUGCGCCGGUUCGGGCAGUCUUCUGGGUAUGGACGACCUUCUUAUCGGAUUUUCCUGCGGUGUCGGGUUUAGUAAUGAUGGUUGGUUCACGGAGAAGACGGAGGAGGCGCAUGUCUCCAACGUUAUUGAUCUGCUGCUCAAUUUAGCAUACUUUGUCUACUUUGGCGCUAUCAUCCCUUGGGAGGACUACAACAUUCCUGACAUCGGUAUUGUCCCGUGGCGGCUGGUGGUCAUUGCACUUCUGGUAAUCUUCUUCCGCCGCAUUCCUAUCAUGUUAUUGAUGAAACCAUUCAUUCCUGAUAUCAAAACCUGGCGCGAGGCUCUCUUUGCUGGGCACUUCGGCCCUAUUGGUGUUGGUGCCAUUUUCGCAGCAAUUCUGGCUCGAGCCGAGCUUGAAAACGAUAGCACGCAACCGUCAAGUCAGAGUGACCUGCCUCAACCCGGGGCGGAUAAUUACUACAUUGUGAAGCUCAUCUGGCCUAUCACAACGUUUAUGGUCAUAUCCUCAAUUUUAGUGCAUGGAUCAUCGAUUGCUGUCUUCACUCUCGGCAAGCGCAUCAACACUCUGACCGUGACGCUGUCCUACACUCAAGCGAAUGAAGAGGGUCCAUCAUGGAUGAAUCGGUUGCCGCGUGUAUCCUCAUUGGCCAAGGGUUCGAUGUCUUUCCGAAAAGCUGACGACUUAGAUGCCUCCGAGGAAGAGAAACUGCCAGAGUACCCCCCUGGAACCUUGCCGCCAAUUGGUAUGCCAGGAAACUUCCUUCGCCGAGUGCGCGAGGAUGAAAACGAUGCGCAAACCAACGAAGAUCUACGAAAGCAGAUGCGCCGACGACGCAAGAAGCACCGUAAACAUGAUGAUGUCGGUGGACCUAUCAGUCAAUCUGCUAUCAUGCCUCAGAAACGUCCUGAACAGGAAAGUACCUCCGAGGAGGAGAAAGAAGCAGAACAAGAUGAUAUGGAAGGUGGUGCUUCUCCACCAAACGCUGAUCGUGAGCCGGAGCUGGAAGUGUUCCAAGAGGGUCACCACAUGAUCAUCGAAGACGAAGAAGGCAAUGUGCUGAAGACGGAAGAUACCAGUCAUUUGACACCCGAACAACAGGCUCAGCAUAUUGAGGAACAACGUCUACGACUCAAGCACGACAAGUCUGGCGAAUUUGCUAAAUCCCGUAGUCACCCUCACGAGAAGGACGAGGGCGAGGAGAUUAAGCACGCCGUGGAAGAUACGAUCGGUCAUCCGGGCGAAAAGGCUCGCAGCAAAUGGACCUCCUGGGCUGGCCUUGGCAAGUCUCGGGGCAAGGACAAGCAAGAUGAUUCCAAACCUACCGCCGAAGGCCCAGUAAAGCGCCCCAAGCACAAAUCUGCUCACGCCUAUCAGUUUGGUAACACGAUUAUUGUUGAGGAUGAGGAUGGUGAGGUGAUCAAGAAGUACACCAUCCCAGCUGGAGACAAACCCGCCAAGUCAAAGCCGCCUAGACCUGAUGACCAAACUGGCCCUGCAAACCCGGCUCCAAUCCGUCGUGGUCUCACCCGAAUGGGUACUUGGCUCGGUAUGGAAGAAGAGGGAGAGUCAUCCCAGACUGGCCAGAAGAAACAGAAGCCCGCUCCCAGAACCGAGACUGAUGACUGGACCACUGAUGAUGGUCUACGAUUCACUCUGGCACAAAGCGCGGAUGCUGACUUCAACGGUAUCGGCCAUAAGGGUCGUCGCAUGAACAAGCACGAGUUCUUCCAGCAAAUCAAGGGCCUGGAUGCCAAGGCCCGCCGAGAUGUAGUUCAACAAACAGACGCACCUUCGCCCGUUCAAGAGGUGGCCCAGGAAGAGGCCAUGAAUGAAGAAAAGACAGAACGCCGCCUGUCCACGGUUGCCGCGGCUGUUGCUGCCAACACAAUCCCCGAGACGGAAGAAGACCUAGAGUCCAUCACCGACAGUCACCUCAGCAGCGAAGACGACACCGACAUGGAACGAGAUCCACCAAACGUGGCCGCGUCAGUCGCCAAAUGGACCCGUGGCACCUCUGCCCAAGAACGGCGCAGCAACCUCAGCCCUGCACCUCCUCGCGCUCGCCUCCGUCGUGACUCUGAUGACGACGGCACAGAACGUAUCCCUCCCUCUGCGCUGCGUCAAGCCGCCGGUCUCACGGCCCCACCCCGCCAAAGAGAAGACGACACGGGCGAGACCCCGGCCGAACGCCGUCGUCGUCUCGCUGCCCUCGGCCACAGCGGCGACACCGAAUCCGAAUCAGACGAUGAUGAUGAUGACGAAGUUGUCGAAGAAGAAUCCGACAGCGAAGACGAUGGCGAGCCCCGCCUGAUCCCCCCAACAGGCAAGAUCCAGUUCGCCGAUGACCCUAGACCAUCCGACCCAUCCACUCCCAGCGCUGAACAAUCCUCCAGCUCUGGAUCUGGAUCCGGCUCCGCAUCUCGACCGACCCCAGGCCACCGCCCACGCAUAUCCUGGGGUGGCGAAAAAGGUCGCUAA
This is a messenger RNA of Penicillium verhagenii, 3243 nucleotides long. Its product is annotated as Na+/H+ antiporter Nha1. The coding region runs from base 1 to 3243 and encodes 1080 amino acids. The record is from RefSeq and is a predicted model, not a curated record. Gene Ontology annotation, biological process: regulation of membrane potential; sodium ion export across plasma membrane; proton export across plasma membrane. Gene Ontology annotation, cellular component: plasma membrane. The transcript has a single exon. Gene Ontology annotation, molecular function: sodium:proton antiporter activity. Lineage: Eukaryota; Fungi; Ascomycota; Eurotiomycetes; Eurotiales; Aspergillaceae.